AUGACCAAGCAGCUGGAUGAGCCGAAGAACAAGAUUGAAAUGAUGAUUCUUGAUAGUUAUGGUUUUGGAUCAGAGAAAUCAAGGUCGAUCAUGGCAAGCAAGUCGACGUUACUGAUUAAUAAAUACAAUGCACCUCCAUUAGGGGAUGAUCACGUGAAUGGACUCCCUGCUCACACUGACAAAAGAUUGUCCACAACACUUUGUGAUGAUCAAGUUUCAGGGCUGGAAUUUGAAACCACAGAUGGACAAUGGGCAUGGAGUAAUGGCAGAAUGCAUUCGAUGAAGCAUAGAGUGAUGAUUAGUGGACAGAGAGAACAGUAUUCGUUACUAGUGAUUGCACUUCCGGUAGAAGAUACAAUAGUCAAGGCGCCAAAGGAGCUAGUAGAUGAAGAACAUCCCCAACUUUUUAAAGACUUUUGA
Messenger RNA from Rosa rugosa (rugosa rose), 420 nucleotides. RefSeq names its product probable 2-oxoglutarate-dependent dioxygenase AOP1. The transcript is spliced from 2 exons. Bases 1 to 420 code for a protein of 139 amino acids. NCBI's taxonomy places the organism in Eukaryota, Viridiplantae, Streptophyta, Magnoliopsida, Rosales, Rosaceae. The record is from RefSeq and is a predicted model, not a curated record. Gene Ontology annotation, molecular function: dioxygenase activity.